Archocentrus centrarchus (flier cichlid) is the source of this 1109-nucleotide messenger RNA. It is a transcript of the gene alkbh6, whose product is annotated as alkB homolog 6. Gene Ontology annotation, cellular component: nucleus. The record is from RefSeq and is a predicted model, not a curated record. The transcript has 2 exons. NCBI's taxonomy places the organism in Eukaryota, Metazoa, Chordata, Actinopteri, Cichliformes, Cichlidae. The coding region runs from base 112 to 816 and encodes 234 amino acids.
CUCUUCCGGGCAUUUUAUUUGGGUGCACAGGCACGUUAUGAAGACGAGCUGCUGGGUUUAUACGUGAAGAAACGGACUUUUCAUCCGAGUAUUUAUGUCUGACCAGGAGGCAUGGAGCACCCAGCUUGUAUUUUGGAGGAGUUGAAGCGGUUUGUCAUAAGCGAAGCUCCGCCCACAGCGUAUUACAUCCCAGAUUUCAUAUCCGAGGAUGAGGAGUCGUACCUCCUUCAGCAGGUCUACAGGUCUCCUAAGACUAAGUGGACUCAGCUGUCGGGUCGGAGGCUCCAGAACUGGGGAGGGUUACCGCACCCCAAAGGCAUGCUGGGAGAGCGGCUUCCCGAUUGGCUCCAGACCUACUGCGAGAAGAUUUCCUCUCUGGGCGCGUUCAGCGGGAAAACAGCCAAUCACGUGCUGGUGAACGAGUAUAAACCAGGAGAAGGGAUCAUGCCCCACGAGGACGGCCCGCUGUACCACCCCACCGUCACCACCAUCAGCCUGGGCUCUCACACACUGCUGGACCUCUACGCACCGCUCAGCAGCACAGAGGGCGCCACGCCGCAGACGGAGGAGAGCCGUUUCCUGUUCUCGCUGCUGGUGAGGCCGCGGAGCCUCCUCAUCCUGCAGGACGAAAUGUACCAGCGCCUCCUUCACGGCAUCCAGGGACACGAGCGGGACACGCUGACCGAGAAGGUGGUGAACCUGCCCGCCGCCGGGGCGCAGCCGGGCGAGGAGCUGAGCCGAGGCACCAGGGUGUCCCUGACCAUACGGCACGUGCCCAAAGUCAUCAAGACGAAGCUGAUGCUGGGGAGGAGGUGAAGAAAGACUGGACCUGACACUCCAGCACAUGGAGUUUGAGUUCAGACGAGUCCGUACUGGAAACGUGUUUCUGUGGAGCUUUGAAGUUUUCCUGGAUGCACCGUGGAAAUUAUUCAAAUUCUGGAUUCAAAGAUUGAACAUUUUAAAGGAUUCUGUGUGAGAAAUAACCAGAACAAAUUACCAGAGAUCACAAUGGAGUCUUUAAGUUUUUCAGUCAGACGGUGGAGCAGCUGUCUGCGUUUGUGACGCUCUAAAUGGAGUCAUUUAUUGUGAAUUCAUCGGAUGCUUGUUUA